AUGUCUCCAGGCGAAAACAACGCCUUCGUCGGCCUGAGUGGCCCCCGAAGAUCGCACAGAAAAUCACGUGAUGGAUGCAAGAAUUGCAAGCGUCGGCGGAUCAAGUGCGACGAAUCCAAGCCCGUCUGCAACAAAUGCGUCUGCUCGAGGCUGGCCUGCGAUUUCGCCUCGGGGAACCCGGGCCUGAUCAGCGCCAUCAUGAGCCUGGCUCCCGGAAAGCGACGUCGAGGGCGUCCGCCCAAGUGCACGUCAGCAGCAGCGCUCACAGCCAGGGUCCCUGCCGUGCUGCCCGAGGUGGACCUCGCCGAGCUCGAGCUCAUGCACCAGUACUCGACCUACACGUACCUUGACAUCGACAGAGAAGGAGUGCGGACCAUGUGGAGAGUGAAUGUGCCUCUUCUUGGCUUCUCGGAGCAGUGCGUCUUGCACAACAUCAUGGCCUUCUCGGCGAUGCACCUGGCCUCGCUGCGGCCAGAGCAGAGUGCCCACUACGCCGCCCUGGCUGCGCACUAUUCCACCCUUGGCUUGCAGAGGACGACCGAGCUGCUCGCGACAGCCGACGAAACAAACUGCCAGGCCAUCUACGUCUCGGCCAUCCUCAUCUGUCUCUACGUCCUGGCCAAAGGGCCGUCGCCCGGCGACUAUCUGCUCUUCAGUGACAACGGCCCGUCGGAAUGGGUGCCUCUGCUUGGCGGCCUGCGGGCCAUUGUCAACACGUACGGGCUCGCGGUGCUCAGGACGGGCCUGCUCGCCCCCAUGGCCAGUCUUCGGAGCAGCGCCACCCAGCCGGCCGCUGCGUUGGAGAACAAGCCGUGGAUCGACUGGGAGCGGCCGCUCGAGGACCUCCGGGCGUGGCUCAUCUCCGCCGCCACCGAGGCCGAUGUGUACGUCGAAGCGCUCGAUGGCCUGACGCGGUGCUACGAAGGGAGGUAUGGAAGGGGCCCCGAAAGGUCGUACCGCGGCGACUCUGCGAACCAGGUCGUCAUGGGGUGGAUAUACCGUACGAAACAAGACUUUAUAUUGUGCUUGGAGCAGAAGAGGCCCAUGGCCCUGGUCAUUCUGGCCUACUUUGCGCCGCUCUUGAAGUCGAUGGAGCCAAUGUGGUACAUGAGGGGUUGGGCGGAGCAUAUUGUUGCUGGCGUUCAUAUGUUCGUUGAUGAGCAUUACUGGGCCUGGCUGCGCUGGCCUCAGGAGCAGAUAGAGCAACAUGUGUAG
This is a messenger RNA of Lasiodiplodia theobromae, 1215 nucleotides long. RefSeq names its product putative C6 finger domain protein. Bases 1 to 1215 code for a protein of 404 amino acids. The transcript is spliced from 2 exons. Gene Ontology annotation, molecular function: zinc ion binding; DNA-binding transcription activator activity, RNA polymerase II-specific. The record is from RefSeq and is a predicted model, not a curated record. Gene Ontology annotation, biological process: regulation of transcription by RNA polymerase II. NCBI's taxonomy places the organism in Eukaryota, Fungi, Ascomycota, Dothideomycetes, Botryosphaeriales, Botryosphaeriaceae.